AUGGCUAAGGAAGCAACAAACGGGUCGAACAUUGUGAGCACCAAGCCACCUCCCGAGCCCUCGCCACUAAGGAGGGCUAAAUUUUUUCAGGCAAACAUGAGGAUUCUAGUCACCGGUGGAGCUGGAUUUAUAGGCUCCCACUUGGUUGACAAACUCAUGGAAAACGAGAAAAACGAGGUGAUUGUUGUGGAUAAUUACUUCACCGGCUCUAAGGACAACCUUAGCCAAUGGAUUGGUCAUCCGCGAUUUGAGCUUAUUCGUCAUGAUGUUACGGAACCUUUAUUAAUUGAAGUCGACCGGAUAUACCAUCUUGCUUGUCCUGCUUCUCCGAUUUUCUACAAAUACAAUCCUGUGAAGACAAUCAAGACAAAUGUGAUUGGAACACUUAACAUGUUGGGACUUGCCAAGAGAGUUGGAGCUAGGAUUUUACUGACAUCAACCUCAGAGGUUUAUGGUGAUCCACUUGUGCACCCUCAGACUGAAGACUACUGGGGCAAUGUGAACCCUAUCGGAGUUAGGAGUUGUUACGACGAGGGCAAAAGAGUUGCUGAAACAUUGAUGUUUGACUAUCACAGACAGCAUGGAAUUGAGAUUCGGAUUGCAAGAAUCUUCAAUACAUACGGACCCCGGAUGAAUAUUGACGAUGGUCGAGUCGUCAGCAACUUCUUGGCUCAGGCAAUACGUGACGAGCCUUUGACAGUUCAGUUGCCCGGAACACAAACAAGGAGCUUUUGUUAUGUAUCUGAUAUGGUUGAUGGUCUUAUUCGACUGAUGGAAGGCGAUAAUACCGGGCCUAUCAACAUAGGCAAUCCAGGUGAAUUUACAAUGGCUGAACUUGCUGAGACUGUGAAGGAGAUGAUUAAUCCAGAAGUGAAAAUCAUAAGCGUAGAAAACACUCCAGACGACCCUCGGCAGAGGAAACCGGACAUAUCAAUGGCUAAGGAGUUGUUGGGAUGGGAACCGAAGGUCAAAUUGCGCGAUGGCAUUCCCCUUAUGGAGGAGGAUUUUCGCAAGAGGCUCGGGAUUUCGAGGAAGAACUGA
Messenger RNA from Striga hermonthica, 1041 nucleotides. NCBI's taxonomy places the organism in Eukaryota, Viridiplantae, Streptophyta, Magnoliopsida, Lamiales, Orobanchaceae. The record is from the annotation of a GenBank genome assembly.